Messenger RNA from Crotalus tigris (Tiger rattlesnake), 7638 nucleotides. RefSeq names its product IgGFc-binding protein-like. The transcript is spliced from 18 exons. The record is from RefSeq and is a predicted model, not a curated record. Bases 1 to 7071 code for a protein of 2356 amino acids. Gene Ontology annotation, molecular function: protein binding. NCBI's taxonomy places the organism in Eukaryota, Metazoa, Chordata, Lepidosauria, Squamata, Viperidae.
AUGCAAAAUUUCGGGACACAGACCCCCAAGUUACAGCUUCAAAUUACUGGCGUCUUUGACCAGACUACCGUCACCGUUUCUGUCCCGUGCAACGUCUGUGAGAAGGAAUUUACGAAGACCGUUAUUGUGCAUAAAGGAAAGCUGGAGUCCAUCGUCCUCCCUCCCUCUAUUGAAAUCACGGGUAGCAAAGUGUUCCCCAACGUGGUUCGCGUCUCUGCAGACAAAGAUAUUUCAGUGGUAUCUUUCAGCUCCAAGCCUCUGAGCACUGAAAUUUCACAACUCUUCCCUAGAAGUGCCUCAGGAACUGAGCAUUAUGUUGUCACCCCAACGGGAGGUCCUAGGGGGGCUUUCCCACAGUUUGCAGCCUUAUCUUACGAAGAAUCUAAUGUGGUAGAGAUCUAUCUGACAGCACAGGUGGUCUUCGAAGGCAAAACUUACUCUGCUGGAAGUAAACUUACAGUAACACUGGCUGCUUUUCAAGGAAUCCAGUUGCAAGCGACAGGGGACUUUUCUGGCACCAGAAUUGUCUCUCAGAAGCCAGUGGUAGUCCUAGUGGGUCAUAUCUGUUCAUGGAAAUACACCAAAUGCAACUUUGUCUUUGAGCAGCUCAGAGUGGAACAUCCGAAUUUACCAUUUGGCCUCCUCAUUGUGGGUGUGGCAAGCAUGGACUGCUAUGGGACUUUUGGUGGUAAUUUGCAAGUAUCGGAAUGUCCUCCCAACAGUGAGUACCAGCAAUGUGGAACAGCCUGCCCAGCCACCUGCCUGGAUGCCCAAACUCAGCAGCAACUCCUCUGCCCAGCGGUGUGCAUAGCAGGAUGUCAAUGCCUGCCAGGUUAUGUGCUGAGCCAGGGGAAAUGCAUCCCCAAGAGCAGUUGUGGAUGUUGGCACAAAGGCUACCUCUUUGCCCCCAAUGAGGGUUUCUGGGCCGAUGAUAAAUGCACAAAGCGAUGUGUGUGCAACCCAGCCAUGAAUCGGGUUGAGUGCACCCAACAAGCUUGCAAAUCCACAGAAAAAUGCCUAGUUGUAAAAGGUGUGAGGGAAUGCUACCCUAUUGACUUCGUUGACUGCAAAGUUCAUGGCGAUCCCCACUAUAUUUCCUUCGACAACUAUAAAUUUGAUUUCCAAGGGCCCUGUGCCUAUGUCCUCACUGAAGUGUGUGAAAAACCCAUGGAUCUGAUUUGGUUUGGUGUCUAUGUCCAGAAUGAGUAUCGGGGAAACCGUGCUGUGUCCUGGACCCGGAGUAUACAAGUCAAUGUCUAUGGUAUAGAGAUCAUAAUCAGUAGGCAAUAUCCUGGGAAAGUCUUGGUUGGGGGUAUAUUGACCUGCCUGCCUUAUAAUGCUGUUGGAAAAAAAGUCAAGAUAUAUCGGAAAGGCUCAAGUGCUGUGAUUGAUACUGACUUUGGUCUCUCGGUCAGCUUUAAUUGGGACCACCAACUCACGGUCACUGUACCCGGCACAUAUAGAAAUACGCUCUGUGGCCUAUGUGGGAAUUUCAACAACCAACGUGCGGAUGAUGCUCUUGUGCCUGGGGGGAUCCUUGUUCCCCAAAUCCCCGUGUUUGGUGCUAAAGGCACAAAGACAUAUGACCCCAGCUGCAAAGAGGUCGUAGAUCCCACCUGCCCAGGAGUUGACAUCUUAGCAAAACAGCAGCGGGCUUCAGGACAGGAUUGCGGGCUCAUCGUAGCCACGAAUGGGCCUUUCAGAGAAUGCUAUGGCCAUGUGGAUCAAGAAGCUGCCUUUGAGGACUGCAUUUAUGACUCCUGCUUCCUCAAGGGACACUACGCUUUUGUCUGUGCAGCAGUUGCCAAUUAUGCGAAGGCCUGUCAAGCUGCUGGCAUCACCAUCUACCCCUGGAGAAUGUCAACCUUUUGCCCUCCACGUUGUUCUGCCAAUAGCCAUUAUGAAUUGUGUGCUAAAGAAUGUGACCAGGCAUGUAGCAGCCUUUAUUUCCCAACUCCUUGCCCCACCAAGUGUCAAGAGAAUUGUGUCUGCAAUGAAGGCUUUAUUCGGAGUAACGAUGCUUGUGUACCUUUGGCUAACUGUGGCUGCCUCCAUCAAGGGCGCUAUUAUCCAGUUUCUGAAGUUUUCUAUCCAACUUGCCAAGAACGUUGCAUCUGCCAGGCUGGUGGGAGCGUGGCAUGUGAAGUGACCCCUUGUGGUACCAACGAACAAUGCCAACUACAAGAUGGACACCAGAAAUGCUACCCAACUGGAAGUGCCACUUGUUCUCUUGUUGGAGGUCUCUACCUUACUUUUGAUGGGCUGCCCUAUGACUUCCAGGGCACCUGCUCCUAUAUCCUAACCAAGCUGAUCACAAAGAAUGUGAACCUGCACCCUUUCACUGUAGUGGUACAGAAUGAGGCCUCGGGGAAUGGAAACAUUGCAGUGCCCAAGGUGGUCACGGUGGAGGUCUCGGACUUAGUGCUUUCUCUGUUGAAAGACAAAUGGGGAUAUGCCCAGGUAAAUGGUAUACUCCAUCGCCUCCCUGUAAAACUUUUGGAUGGAAAACUCCGAAUCUACCAGCACGGCUUAUAUCAGAGGAUUGAGGCUUCCUUUGGUUUGACGCUGACCUUUGAUCUCUUCUACAAUGUGAGAACCACUGUUCCCAACAACUACCAGGGUCAUCUGGGUGGCUUAUGUGGAAACUACAAUGGACAGCCGAAAGAUGAUCUUCAGCUACCAGAUGGCAUGGUGACCUCAGAUGUGAUUGUGUUUGCUGCUGCCUGGAAAAUCCUGACCCCUGCGAUCACCUGUCCAGCCAAUAGCCAUUUCGCCAUCUGUUCUAAUAUCUGUGAAGUCACCUGUGCUGGGCUUACGGAUCACCUUGAAUGCCCAAUGACUUGUGUUGAAGGUUGUCAGUGUGAUGACGGCUUCUUCUGGGACAGCCUCAAAUGCAUCUCCCUGGAUGAAUGUGGCUGCUUUGAACACAACACAUACUAUCCGCCUGAUGUGCCCAUCUUGCAAAACAAUUGCAAGGAGAAGUGUGUCUGCAGUCCAGCUGGAGGAUUCUUCUGCGAAGACCAUGCUUGCGCGGCCAAUGAAGCCUGUGUGGUGAAGGAUGGGAUUAUGCAGUGCCAGAACAUAGAUCCUUGCAAAGUUAAGAUUUGCCGUCCCAAGGAGACAUGUAAGGUCAAGGAUGGACAGGCUGUUUGUGUCCCGGACUAUCAGGGACACUGUUGGUGCUGGGGGGACCCACAUUGUCAUACCUUUGAUGGUUACAGCUAUGACUUCCAAGGCACUUGUUCCUAUGUGCUCACUCAGUCGACAGACAUCGAUCAAAGCCUUGUACCCUUUUUAGUGGUGAUAAAGAAUGAAAACCGAGGGGGUAACAACGCUGUCUCUUACGUGCGACAUGUCCAAAUGCGUGUGUAUGAGCAAGAGAUAGCCAUCUAUAAACAAGAAAAUGGCAGAGUCUGGGUUAACGGGGUGAUCUUCAACCUGCCAGUAACUCUUCUGGGAGGUCAAAUCCGGAUCUUCUCAAGUGGCAACUCUGCCAAUGUGCAGACCGACUUUGGCCUAUUGAUGGCCUUUGACUAUAAGUGGCAAGUAGACGUCCACCUGUCUAGUAGCUAUUAUGGAAACACCGAGGGACUUUGCGGUAAUUUCAACCAGCUGCCAGGGGAUGAACUAAGGAGCCCCAAUGGUUUUCUGUUGCCCACUGUGAUCAGCUGGGCUACUUCCUGGACAGUGGAGGACGGGGAUCCACUUUGUUUCCAUGAGUGCAAAGGUGUAUGCCCCGUAUGUGAACCGCAACAGCUGGCAAAAUACAAAACAGAUGGAUAUUGUGGGAUCGUCUCUGUCUCAAAUGGACCCUUCCAGGAUUGUCAUGCUGUUUUAGAUCCUAACAUUAUCUUAGACAACUGUGGUUUAGAUGUUUGUAUGAAUGGAGGAGACCAUGACAUUCUGUGCCAAGCUGUGAGCUCUUAUGCUCAAGCGUGUCAUCAGAAAGGCCGCCGAGUUGGUGAUUGGAGAACCCCCAUCAAUUGCCCUGUCCCUUGUCCUGAAAAUAGCCACCAUGUGUCUUGUGGAAGUAGAUGUCCAGCGACUUGUUCCUCCCUCAACGCACCCGUGUUUUGCACAUUGGAAUGUGUGGAAACCUGCCAGUGUAACGACGGCUACGUCCUUAGCAUUGACAAAUGUGUGCCCAUAGAGAGCUGUGGUUGCUCUCACAAUGGCAUCUACUACAAGCCAGGAGAAGAAUUCUGGAACAAGGACUGCACUUCACAUUGUAAGUGUGAUCCCAGGUUUGGUGUCGUGGUGUGCACCCCAGCUUCCUGCCAGACUGGGGAGCAGUGCAAAGUGGUCAAUGGAAUACGCGGAUGCUAUGCUAGCUCUUCUACCUGCAUCUCCACGGGAAACUAUGAAUAUAUCACCUUUGAUGGGCACAGCUAUAGAUUUGAGGGCAGGUGCAUCUAUCAAUUGUCUAAAGUCUGCCUUCCCAAGCUUGGUCUCACACCGUUUGACCUCUCAGCUCAAAACAGCCCAGCUCCUGAUGGCCGUGCGGUUACAUUAAAAGUGUAUGGAAAAACCAUUACUGUCCGUACCGAUCAGGUGGAGCUGGAUGGCAACCCAGUGAAUCUGCCUUUCAAUUAUGAGGAAAAAAUUAAGGUUAAUUUUGACGGGAGUCAUUUUGUCCUUGUCACAAAUUUUGCCCUGGUGGUCAAACUCACCAAGGGAAACCUCAACAUUGAAACAACCGUGCCCGGGAACUAUGCAGGACAUUUGUGCGGGAUGUGUGGAAACGCCAAUGGAAACCUUGCUGAUGACACAUUGCAAGAAUACGGGGAAAAUUGGUUUGUAGGCUGCUCUCCAGGCUGUUCCCCAAAUUGUCCUCCCUGCUCAUCCGCUGAACUAGAAAGAUAUCAAACAGAUUCAUUCUGUGGGUUGUUGAGCCGGCCCGAUGGACCCUUCGCUUCCUGCUAUGAGGCCAUUCCAGCUGCACCCUUCUUUGAUGAGUGUGUCAAAAAGACCUGUGAAGUUCGGGGACAGAUGAAUGUUUGGUGUGACGUUAUUACUUCUUAUGUAGCAGCCUGUCAAUCCAGAAGUUUCCCUUUGAAGAACUGGAGGACUGAAAGCGUCUGCCCUCAUCCCUGCCCAGCUAACUCUCAGUAUGAACUUUGUGGGACCCGUUGCGCUGCGACCUGUGAAAACCCCCAGCUUCCUCUGAUGUGCAGGGCACCUUGUGGUGAAGGUUGCAUCUGUAACCUGGGGUUCAUCUUGAGCGGGAACCAGUGUGUCCCACUCCAGGAAUGUGUCUGUGAAUUUGAGGGCGUCUACUACAAAAAAGGAGAGGAAUUCUUCUCCAACGUUUUCUGCCGGAAACGCUGCCGAUGUAUGGAAGAUGGAACAGUUCAGUGUCACGACUUCUGCUCCGAUGAGGACUUCUGCAAAGUGGUGAACGCUGUCUCAGUUUGUUUCCCCAGAGAACCAGGCACCUGUUAUGUACUGGACGGCUGGAAUUAUGUCACCUUUGAUGGUGUACAUUAUUUGCUGCCAGCUCUUUGUUCCUACAUACUUGCCCAAAGUGACGAGCAGCACAAAUUCUCCAUCGUCCUGUCAGCUGGAUCCACUGGCAUUGAGGAAGUCAAGAUUCAGGUUUCUGGAUAUCAUGUAGUUCUUCAAAGAGGCAAGGCCUGGGAAAUUUUGGUCAAUGGAGAACGUCUUCACUUGCCAGCUAACUUUGGAGAUGUCUCGGCGAGACAAGAGGGAAAAGUUGUGCUAAUUCGUAGCAAUUAUGGCCUGCGGGUUUAUUAUGACCAUAAUGAUUGGGUUGCAGCAUCUGUACCUGGUACCUACCAGGGCCUCUUGAAAGGUCUUUGUGGCAACUUCAACAAGGACAAGAAUGAUGAAUUCUUCUUGCCCAAUGGGAAGCCAGCCCAAGAUUUGACUGAGUUUGGAAACUUUUGGAAAAUUGAAGGUGGCAAAUGCUUGGAAGGCUGCAAAGAUAAAUGCUAUCUCUGUGAUAAAAGUACUGAAGCAACAUUCCAAGGCAAAGACUACUGUGGGUUGAUCCAAGCUGUUCCAGGUCCAUUCAGUAGAUGUCACACCAUCGUUAACCCAGAGCACUUCUUCAAGUACUGCGUGGCCAGGCUGUGUUCCAGUAAUGGAGCGACAGAAUCUCUCUGCCAAAGUCUCCAGGCCUAUGCAACGGCUUGUCAAGUGGCUGGGACCACCAUUGAUGAAUGGAGACCAUUUACCCGUUGUUCUGCUCUGAACUGCCUGCCUGGCACCCAUUAUGAGCCUUGUGUGCGGAACUGCCAGGGCACCUGUGCAGGAAAUCUCGUGUGUGUGGAUCCGUGCGUCGAAGGCUGCGUCUGCAACGUGGGAACAUGGGCAAAUGGAGCAGCCUGUGUGAACCCAGAACAGUGUGGAUGCUGGUAUGAUGGGAGAUUCAUCCUGCAAGGGGAGACAUACAUCAUUACAGACUGUAAGAUGCGCUGCACAUGCCAGCGCCCUGGCCAGGUGGGCUGUCUCCUCCACAGCUGUGGCAAUGGUGAAGCUUGCGGAGUGAGAGAUGGGCUGCGUGGUUGCUUCCCCACUGAAGGCCGCUGCAUAAUGAUACCAGGUCAACAUUUCUCUUCCUUCGAUGGCCUGUCUGGAGAUGUAGUUGCUCCUGGAGCCUAUCAGUUGGCCUCCCUUUGCAACACCCUCUCCGACGAUUGGUUCCGCAUCAUACUUAAAGUCACGUUGUGUCUGCCUGCCCAAACGACCACGGCCACCUUGUACAUCUUCUUCAAAAAUGUAUUCAUUACGAUGAAUGACCAGAAAGAAGUUUGGGUGAAUGGGCUGCCGGUGAAAAUCCCACUUCAGAUCACAAACUCAGUGAAGUUUGACUUGACCGGUGACGUGAUUGUCCUGCAGACACCGCAGGUUCAAAUAACAUUUGGACCAAAUCACAGAGUAGCUGUGUCUGUCAUCCCAGCUUUGGCAGGGAAGGUGUGUGGAGCAUGUGGAAACUUCAACGACACACCUUUGGAUGACUUGAAGGGGCCAGGCGGAGUGGAUGUCAGCAACCUUCCAGAGCUCUUAUUGUCUUGGACAGCCAGAGAUUUUGCUUUACUGUGUGCCUAGGGAGAAGAAUGAGCAGGCUGAUCUGAUGAUGCUAAUCGAAUAGUGGAUUGAAAUCAAGAAGAAAGUCUUCGGCAAGCCUCAUCAUCAAAGGAAGUUGACCUGGGAAACAUAACUUUUCAGAGGUCUGAGUUUCCAUAGGAAUUGCUCAAAUGAAGUUAAGCGAUGCGGAAUUUAAAAUUCUGUAAAAGUAGAUUCUCUUAAUUAAAAAAUUAUUUGCUCUAUGAGGACCCUUUGCCAUAAUAAUUUAGUUUAGAGUGAUCCUGUGGAAGGGAGCAUGAAGAGGAUAACAAGACACAGGGUUGUAUUUUGUGGAGAAGGAUGAAGAAGGCUCAUCUGAUCACCAUAAUAAAAAAAAGUGCAGAAUAAGGGGGAACAGGGAAACUGGGGUGCUAUUUUCAAGGCCAAAUCUAACUACCUCACUGCCCAUAUAGAUUUGGGUGCUUUUUCUGUUUGUGUACUUAAUGAUUGCCAAUAUACCUUUUCCAUCUCCUGUAAAAUCUUUUCUCAAUCUAUUUUCUUUCUCGCUAUAUCUCAGUCAGUUUGGCUGGUAGCCCAGAGAUCAUUGUU